Molecule: messenger RNA, 1635 nt
Organism: Ilex paraguariensis (yerba mate)
Lineage: Eukaryota; Viridiplantae; Streptophyta; Magnoliopsida; Aquifoliales; Aquifoliaceae
Source: the annotation of a GenBank genome assembly
AUGGCUGUGGAAACCGACGCUGCAACUGCUACAGAGUUGGCUCUCGCUGAUACCGACAUCAACUGGGACAGGUUGGAUAAGAUGAGAUUUCAUGUCAUUGGGGCCAUCCUCUUCACUGCUCAGUUGGCGUUAAUUCAUCCAACAGCAGUUGUGAAGACUAGAAUGCAAGUUGCUAGUUCUGGACUCUCUCACAUGAGUGGAUUAUCUGUUUUUAGACAAAUUCUCAAACAUGAUGGUAUCCCAGGCAUUUUCAGAGGCUUUGGCACUUCUACCAUCGGAUCAUUGCCUGGCAGGGUCUUGGCUUUGACAUCACUUGAAGUAUCAAAAGAUAUGAUGCUGAAAUGCACAGAAGGUCUGGAUAUGCCUGAAGCAACUCGGGUUGGCAUUGCAAAUGGAGUGGCAGGCAUGUUGUCGAACUUAAUUUCCUGUGUGUACUAUGUCCCAUUGGAGGUGAUUUGCCAGAGACUAAUGGUACAAGGGCUUCCGGGGAUUACAUUUUGCAAUGGUCCAUUUGACAUUGUGUGCAAGGUGGUGAAGGCUGAAGGAAUCCGUGGAAUGUAUAGAGGCUUUGGAUUGACGGCUGUGACCCAAUCCCCUGCAUCUGCACUUUGGUGGGGUGCCUAUGGUGCUGCCCAACACAUCAUAUGGAGGAGCUUGAGCUGUGCAGAGAAUUUGGAAAAGAAACCAUCUCAUUUAGAUAUUGUUGCAGUUCAGGCUACGGCAGGAAUGGUGGCUGGUGCCUGUUCAUCAGUUGUUACUACUCCCAUAGACAUUGUAAAGACACGACUUCAGGUUAUUGAUGAUUAUGGUGCUGGAAGGCCAUCAGUAAUCAGGACAGCGAAGACACUUCUUAAAGAAGAUGGAUGGAGAGGCUUCUAUAGAGGGUUCGGACCCCUGUUCUUGAACAUGUCUCUCUAUGGAACUACCAUGAUUGUUACUUAUGAAUUGAUAAGACGAAAAUAUGCCCUCCUAGUCGAUAUGAUAUUUGAUUCACCAGAUCUUUGUUCGUUUUCAGGGAAUGCAAGAACCCCUCAGAUGCCAUUGAAACAACAUGGUAUUUUCAUGAGGCAUGUGAAUUUUCAUGGUUGUCUAAAGAUGGGGCUGUCUUUCACCAAGCUUUUUAGUCGCCUGUUUUCUAAGAGAGAAAUUCGCAUUGUUAUGGUUGGUCUUGAUGCUGCUGGUAAAACCACAAUUUUGUAUAAGCUCAAGUUGGGUGAAGUUGUCACGACUAUCCCUACCAUCGGAUUUAAUGUGGAGACUGUUGAGUACAAGAACAUUAACUUUACUGUAUGGGAUAUUGGUGGUCAGGACCAGAUUAGUCGUUUGUGGAGGUUUUACUUCUCGAACACACAAGGGCUUAUCUUUGUGGUCGAUAGCAAUGAUCGAGAUCGUGCGGGUGAGGCAAGAGAUAAGCUGCACAAGUUGUUGAAUGAGGAUGAAUUAAAGGAUGCCGUGUUGCUUGUGUUUGCAAACAAGCAAGAUCUUCCCAAUGCAAUGAAUGCUGCUGAGAUCACUGAUAAGCUUGGCCUUCAGUCUCUCCGACAGCAACGCUGGUAUAUCCAGAGCACAUGUGCCACUUCUGGAGAAGGGCUAUACGAGGGACUGGAUUGGCUUUCAAACAACAUUGUUAACAAG